Messenger RNA from Trichosporon asahii var. asahii CBS 2479, 1182 nucleotides. RefSeq lists its product as uncharacterized. Bases 1 to 1182 code for a protein of 393 amino acids. The record is from RefSeq and is a predicted model, not a curated record. Lineage: Eukaryota; Fungi; Basidiomycota; Tremellomycetes; Trichosporonales; Trichosporonaceae. The transcript is spliced from 4 exons.
AUGCCUGCGCAAUCCGAGGUGAAGGAGGGGCUAUCGAAAGGCGAAAGUCUGAACACGAUAGAUCCCUCGCCUCUCAAUGACCCCGCGGCGUACUUAUCUCUGUUCAAGUUCAACCGCAAGCUCCACUGCUCCCGGACCGGCUCCGACGUCAGCUUCUCGGAUAUCGGAGACCCAUCCGGAACGCCCGUGCUCAUGAUUCCACCUUCAGGAUAUCCGCUCGCCGCUGGCCAUGACAUCAGACUGAUCGUGGUCGACCGACCAGGCGUGGGUGCGACGCCGAUGGUUCCGUUAUCUCAACGAGUGGAGACCAAUUGUCUUCUUGAUCGCUACCUCAGCUGGAGUAUAGUAGGUCGGUUUCUCAGUGGCGAUGCUGACGGUAGCGUCGCGCUCCGGUUGCUGACCCAGUACUCUCAUAUCUUCAAGACGGCUCUCGCGCCCCCUCCGCACCUCUUCCUCGUUUCACCAUGGUCGCCGCCGCUUCCCACUUCAGAUCCUCUGUAUUACCGUCAGCCACUGGACUGGAUUCCCGAUGCCUUGAUCACUACGCAGGAGUACACGCUACCCGUGCUCGCGACGACACUGCGAGGCGUCGAGGAGGCGCUUCCAGUUGUCAAGGAAGUCUUCCACGAGACGACCGCCGUGGUGAACGAGGCUAUUGGCAGUGCAGUCAACGGCGUCCGCUCCUGGUGGAGCGGCAAAGCAACACCAUCGAGCAUGAGCCGUGCUGCGAGCGACAGCAGCGCGGGCGAGUCUUCCACUGCCGCCAAGGCUGAGAAGGACGUCAAGUCGGUGGAUCAGCUCGGCGCGAUCCCGUCCUCGAUGACGGGUCUGCCAACUGUGCCCGAUGCGGUCGUCCCCGAUGACGAUGAAGAGGAGGAAGAGCGGCAGCGGCUAUGGGCCCCCAGUGCUAAGAACCUGGCGAUGGACUAUAUGCAGGCGGAAAACACCAAAGGCAUUGCGCAGGCUGCGGAGAUCCGCCAUCAGCGCGCGUCCGAGGACGUAUCCGCGGUCGCGCCGUGGGACAAGCCUGCACGUCUCACGAUUUCCGUCUGGUGGGGUGGCGAGGACGGCAUGGUGCCGUCGAACGGGCAGCAGUGGCUGAACAAGACACUGAGCAAGUAUCCUAAGGAGAUCGAGCUCAUCGUACACAACGUCGAGGACGGUGACCACGGAGAUUUGUGA